UAAAGUCAAAGUACAAGAAAUCAGACAUCAAACAACCAUCAACAAAGGAGUGUUUGACUUCAACAUUGUUUCAGAAUCUGAUUUUCCCAGGAAAACAAAACCCCACAUCAAGCAUCUUAAAAUUCUUGAAAGCAAAGCAAAGCAAAAUAGGAAAAAACUUUCACAAAUUCAAAGAAAUAAACCCCUAAAAAAGAGAAUUCAGCUUUUUCUACAAGAAAAAAAGAAGAUGGGAUUUUUCACCUACGCCAUUACCGGCGUUGGUUUCAUCCUGAUUGGGUCGUGGGAAUCCAUAACCUCUUUAAACCUGAUCCGAAUCCCGAAUCCAACUUCAUCUUCUUCACUUUCGACCCAGAUCAAAUCUAACUCUGUUUCAAAAACUAAAGAAUGUCCAUUUUCCUCGUCAUCAUCCUUCAUCUUUGUAUCAGUCUUUUCCCUAUUGAUCUUCUUUAAUUCUCUGGUUUCAAUCUUUGAUGCUUUCAGUUCAAAGGACCGGGUGGGGUCGAUGCUCCAAUUACAAGUACUCGCGAUUGCUCUGCUUUUCUUGCUUUACUCUGCUUUGGGUCUUUCAAAUAAUAAGCAAAGUUCAUAUUUAUGGCCUGAUUCUGUUCUUGAUUUAGUUCUUCUUUUAGCUUUUGUUGAAGAAUUUUUGUUGUAUUACUUGCAAAGGAAGGAUACAAGUGGGAUUGAGAAUAGAUAUUUUGAUCUUUUAUGUGUUCCCAUAGCAAUUUGUGUGGUUUCUACAAUGCUAGAGUUGAGGUCGAAAAGUUCGAUUUACUCGAAACUGGGACGAGGCAUUGGAUUGAUUUUACAAGGAACAUGGUUUGUGCAAAUGGGGCUUUCAUUUUACACUAAUUUGAUCGUUGAUGGAUGUAGUUUACAUGAAAAAAGUAGAGGGAAUUAUACUAUUAAGUGCAAAGGUCACCCUGAGUAUCAUAGAGGGAGAGCUAUUGCAACGUUGCAAUUUAAUUGCCAUCUUGCUAUGGUUGUGGUUUUGGUUGUUGGGAUGUUGUCAAUUAUGGGUAAAAGGAAUGGUGUUGGUGUUUCAGAGAAUGGUUUGCGGUAUAGGCCAUUAGGGGCUGAAAUGCAGCAGAUGGAUAAUAAUGUGGGGAAUUUCACGUUGGAUUCUGAUGAUGAUCUCGAUGAUGAGAUUAAAGAAGAAGAUGAUUUGGGGAAAGAAAAGGCAGCUAUUGUGGAAUUGGGUGUCAAUGGUCUAGGUGCACAUGUGUGAGAUACAAAUUACAGGGGUAUAUAUGGUGGUCACUUGAAGUCCAGCGAGAUAGAUCUGAACUUGGUGAAUUAAUCAAGAGUAUGCACACCUUGGCAGCGGUUAGCAUCCACUACUGGUACUUGGGAAGCACAAUAACGACAGCUCUUCAUAUGAGUCAUUUGUUGUGAGCCUUCAUUAAGUGGAAGAUUAGAGUUCAAGACCUCUUAUACUGCUAGCCUUUGCUUGCUUAAUUACAAAGCCAAGCUGUAUCCAACCAUAAAGAGGUAAAUGCCUCCUUGGCUUACGA
Messenger RNA from Theobroma umbraticum, 1514 nucleotides. Its product is annotated as plant viral-response family protein (DUF716). The record is from RefSeq and is a predicted model, not a curated record. Lineage: Eukaryota; Viridiplantae; Streptophyta; Magnoliopsida; Malvales; Malvaceae.